AUGUUGAGAUCAAGUAUAUAUCAAUCCUCUAGAUUAGAGGCCACUAGAGCUUUAAACAAAAUAGUUUCCUCAUAUUUACAAACUGCUUCUUAUUCAACAAGAUCAUCAUCUCAAAGAAAACUACACAACAUUUCAAAUGAUUCAGUUUCAAGUUCAAAUCCUGCUAUGGAUUUCCCAUGUCUUGAUAAAUUACAAGCUAAAACAGAUUUAUUAAGUUCAAACAACAAGACUAUUCCUUCAAUCAAAAGUGAAAUAGAUACAAAUCAAGGUCCUGAACCUGUUUAUUCAAGAGUUCAAUCUGGGUUCCAAAAAUAUCAAAGUAAAGAUCCAUUAUUUUUAGAUUAUGGUGGAUUUUUACCAAAAUUUGAAAUUGCUUAUGAACAAUGGGGUGAAUUAAACUCAGAUAAAUCAAAUGCUAUUCUUUUACAUACUGGUCUUUCAGCUUCAUCUCAUGCAAAAUCUCAACCUGAUAAUACUAAACCAGGUUGGUGGGAAAAUUUCAUUGGUCCAGAUUUACCAUUAGAUACAAAUAAAUAUUUUAUUGUUUGUACAAAUGUUAUAGGUGGUUGUUAUGGUUCAACUGGUCCUUCAUCAAUAGAUCCUUCUGAUAACAAGCAUUACGCAACAAGAUUCCCAAUCUUAUCAGUUAAUGAUAUGGUUAGAGCUCAAGAAAGAUUAAUGAGAGAACAAUUUGGUGUUGAAAAAUUAUAUGCAAGUGUUGGUUCUUCAAUGGGUGGUAUGCAAUCUUUAGCUUAUGCUCAAGAAUUCCCUGAUAGUGUUGAAAAAAUCAUUUCAAUUUCUGGUUGUGCAAGAUCUCAUCCUUAUUCAAUUGCUAUGCGUCAUGCUCAAAGACAAGUUUUAAUGUCUGAUCCAAAUUGGAAAAGAGGUUUUUAUUAUGAUUCUAUUCCUCCACAUGUUGGUAUGAAAUUAUCAAGAGAAAUUGCUACAGUUACUUAUAGAUCAGGUCCAGAAUGGGAAAUUAGAUUUGGAAGAGAAAGAGCAAAUCCAGAUGUUAAACCUGGGUUAUGUCCAGAUUUCCUUGUUGAAACUUAUUUAGAUCAUCAAGGUAAUAAAUUUUCAUUAGAAUAUGAUCCUAAUUCUUUAUUAUAUAUUUCAAAAGCUAUGGAUCUUUUCGAUUUAGGUAAAGCUAAUAGAAAUGCAGCAGAAAAGAAAAGAUUAGAAUUCCAAAAAGCAUUUGAAGAUGAAUCUAAUUUAGAAAUUACAAGUUCAGGUCCUGCAUGUUCAACUUCAUCAGUUCCAGAUGAAAAUUAUAAAGUUAAACCAAGAACCAAGACAAUAACAUGGGAAGAAUCUGAAAAAGAUCUUUUGGAUGGAUUAAGUAAUUUUAGUAAUAAAGAAGUUUUAGUUAUUGGUGUUAAAUCAGAUAUUUUAUUUCCUCAUUGGCAACAAUUAGAAAUUGCAAAUAAAUUAAAAGAAGGUAAUCAAAAAGUUUUCGGUGGUGAUGGUUCAAAUAUUAAACAUGUUGAAUUAGGUGAAGAUAUAAGUAUGUUUGGUCAUGAUACUUUCUUAUUAGAUGUUGAAAAUAUUGGUGGCCCAGUUAAAAAGUUUUUGAAUUAA
Messenger RNA from Hansenula ciferrii, 1578 nucleotides. RefSeq names its product homoserine O-acetyltransferase family protein. Gene Ontology annotation, molecular function: L-serine O-acetyltransferase activity; homoserine O-acetyltransferase activity. Gene Ontology annotation, biological process: L-homoserine metabolic process. Bases 1 to 1578 code for a protein of 525 amino acids. The record is from RefSeq and is a predicted model, not a curated record. NCBI's taxonomy places the organism in Eukaryota, Fungi, Ascomycota, Saccharomycetes, Phaffomycetales, Wickerhamomycetaceae. The transcript has a single exon.